CCUGCUCUCCUGGAAGGCCAUCGAGCCCAUGGCGCAAGACCGUGUCCAAGCGCCCCUCUUUCACUCGCCUCCUCUCCUCUCUCUCCCUGUGUCUCUUCUGCUCCUCCCCAUCAACCCCCCCACUUCCCCCUGGAUUUCCGCCAUGGUGCCUGUGCAGCUGGCAGAGAAUUGA
Closterium sp. Naga37s-1 is the source of this 172-nucleotide messenger RNA. The record is from the annotation of a GenBank genome assembly. Lineage: Eukaryota; Viridiplantae; Streptophyta; Zygnematophyceae; Desmidiales; Closteriaceae.